This is a messenger RNA of Cornus florida, 1911 nucleotides long. RefSeq lists its product as uncharacterized. The transcript has a single exon. The record is from RefSeq and is a predicted model, not a curated record. The coding region runs from base 1 to 1911 and encodes 636 amino acids. NCBI's taxonomy places the organism in Eukaryota, Viridiplantae, Streptophyta, Magnoliopsida, Cornales, Cornaceae.
AUGGAUUUGAUGGUCUGCAAGUACAAUAAGGGGCCACCACCACCAUGUAUGGGUUUGACAGAAAACCUGUUGAAUCUUAGCAUUCAAAGUUCGAAAUCUGACCUUCCAUUUCCGCUGCUUGGUCCACCAGAAAUUUACACCCCGGCCCCAGUUCCGGUUCCGGUUCCGGUCCCAGCCGUCAGUGACCCAUUCAUGGAUUUGAUGGUCUCCAAGUACAAUAAGGGGACACCACCACCUUGUAUGGGUUUGACAGAAAACCUCACCCCAACCUUCCUAUCCAGUGGAAAUCCAUGUCUAGAUUUCUUCUUCCAUGUGGUUCCUGAUACACCCUCGGAAUCGGUAACCAGCCGGUUGCAGUUAGCUUGGGACCAAGACCCUCUGACUGCUCUCAAACUUGUAUGCAACUUGAGAGGUGUUCGAGGCACCGGAAAAGCAGACAAAGAAGGAUUCUACGCUGCGGCCUUGUGGCUUCAUGGAAGUCACCCCAUGACACUAGCACACAACACCUCUUCCAUAGCUGAAUUCGGGUACUUCAAGGACUUGCCCGAAAUUCUAUACCGUCUGCUUGAAGGCUUGGACGCUCAUAAAAAGAAGAAUGGAAGGGUCAUGAAGAACUUCUUUUACAAAUUUAAAGAAGAAUUAUCAAAUGAGGAGAAAAGGAUUGCUGUGGGCAAGAGAAUUGUGGACAAGUACAACAACGAUCCAGUUUACCGAUUCUUACACGAUCAGAUAUCAAACACCUUCACAGAGAGACUGAAAUCUGAUUUACUUAAUCUGCAUAAGGGCAAUCUGAGAAAUAUCAGCUUUGCUGCAAAGUGGUGCCCCUCUCUUUAUUCCUUUUAUGAUCGAUACACCCUUCUAUGCGAAAGCAUAGCAAGGAGACUAUUCCCACGAGACCAUUAUCCAGAAUACCAAGGCAUAGAAGAUGCUCAUUAUGCUUAUAGAGUCCGAGAUCGUCUACGCAAAGAAGUGCUUGUGCCAUUACGGAAAGCUCUAAAGGUACUUGAGGUUUACAUGAGUGCACAAGAGUGGGGAGUGCUUCCUUACAACAGAGUCCCUUCUAUUGCCAUGAAAAACUACAAGGAGACGUUCAUGAAACGUGAUAAAGAGCGGUUUGAGGAGUAUCUGGGGAGUGUGAAGCGCGGGGACAGGAAGAUUGCUGCCGGGGCAUUGCUUCCUCACCAGAUCAUAGAAUCAGUGCGCAAAGGAGGAGAUGGCGCCAAAGUUGCAGAACUGCAAUGGCAGAGAAUUGUGGAAGAUCUCUCAGAAAAAGGGACGCUAAAAAACUGCCUUGCUAUAUGUGAUGUAUCAGGGAGCAUGACAUAUAGACUAACAAUUGGUAUCCCUACACCAUUGGAUGUAAGUGUGGCACUUGGACUAUUAGUUUCUGAUUUGAGUGAAGAACCCUGGAAAGGAAAGCUCAUUACUUUCAGUCGCAAUCCUCAGCUUCAGAUGAUUAAGGGAGAAAGUCUUGAAUCAAAGGUCAGUUCGAUAGAACGGAUGCAUUGGGAUUUGAAUACGGAUUUUCAGAGGGUUUUUGAUAAAAUCUUGGAAGUGGCAAAAGAAGGAAAACUUAGUGAGGAACAGAUGAUAAAAAGGCUAUUUGUGUUCAGUGACAUGGAAUUCGACUUGGCGUCCUGGAAUCCAUGGGAGACUGACUACGAAGCAAUAUGCCGGAAGUUUAAGGAGAGUGGGUACGGGUCGUGUGUGCCAGAGAUAGUGUUUUGGAAUCUGAGAGACUCCAGAGCCACUCCAGUGCCGAGCCAUCAGAAAGCGGUGGCACUUGUGAGCGGUUUCUCAAAGAAUCUACUCAAAGUGUUCUUGAAGGAAGAUGGGAUUUUGAACCCUGAGCACACCAUGGAAUCUGCCAUUGCUAGGGAUGAGUAUAACAAGCUUGUCGUCAUUGAUUGA